This is a messenger RNA of Leptopilina boulardi, 8198 nucleotides long. RefSeq names its product fatty acid synthase-like (gene FASN1). Gene Ontology annotation, biological process: fatty acid biosynthetic process. The record is from RefSeq and is a predicted model, not a curated record. Gene Ontology annotation, molecular function: 3-oxoacyl-[acyl-carrier-protein] synthase activity; phosphopantetheine binding; fatty acid synthase activity. The transcript is spliced from 6 exons. NCBI's taxonomy places the organism in Eukaryota, Metazoa, Arthropoda, Insecta, Hymenoptera, Figitidae. The coding region runs from base 316 to 7521 and encodes 2401 amino acids.
UAAUAACGAGAUGCUCGGUAGCAAGACGCCAGCUAGACAUUAGCGACGCGCCCGUGAAACUUGUAUAAGGGUAUCGGCGUCUAUUAGUGACCACGCGAAUCCUCCCUCUCUAAAUUUACAAUAAUUAAAAACCAAUAAAUCAGUACAAGUGCGACGAAUUUUCAUUCUGCACAAAAGAAUUUUUUCAACGUGCAUUAUAUUAUAACCUGUCAGGAUUACAUCAACGAGUCAGCCUGCUGUCCACAAGGCUUACACGCAGAUUAAUUUGACGGGAAAUUUAAAUUUGAAUCUAUAACUUACACAAUCUCUAAAAACAUGCCAGCAAGAUUUGAAAGUGUUAAUGCUCCGAUCGUUCGCGAUCCAAUCAUUCCAAAUGGCGCAGCAUAUUCAAUUGAUGAUGAUAUUGUCAUUUCAGGAUUUUCUGGUCGCCUUCCUGAGUCAUCAAAUAUUGAGGAAUUCAAACAGAAACUUUUCGAUGGAAUCGAUCUAGUAACAGACGAUGAACGCCGUUGGCCUUCUGGUCUUCAUGGUCUACCAACCAGAACUGGAAAACUUAAAGAUCUUGCAUCUUUUGAUGCAACAUUUUUUGGUGUUCACGCUAAACAAGCACACGUUAUGGAUCCACAACUUAGAAUGCUCCUUGAAUUGACACACGAGGCUAUUAUAGACGCAGGAAUAAAUCCUUCCGAAAUUAGAGGAUCAAAAACUGGAGUUUUCAUCGGCGUUUCUGAUUCGGAAUCAGACGAAUUCUGGACUGCGGACCCAGACAUGGUUAAUGGUUACGGUUUGACAGGAUGUUGUCGAGCAAUGUUCCCCAAUAGGAUAUCGUACACAUUUGACUUGUCAGGACCAAGUUUUGCCGUUGACACAGCAUGUUCAUCAUCACUCUAUGCAAUGCAUCAAGCAAUAUCGGCAAUGCGAACUGGUCAAUGUGAUGCAGCAAUUGUGGGAGGUGUAAAUCUCGUUCUUAAACCCACAAGUUCCCUACAAUUUCACAGACUAAAUAUGUUAUCAAUGGAUGGCGCAUGUAAAGCAUUCGAUGCCUCAGGCAAUGGUUACGUGAGAUCUGAAGCUGCCGUCGUUAUAUUCCUUCAAAAAGCUCGUAAUUCAAGACGUGUUUAUGCAACUGUUGUUAACUCCAAGACAAAUACAGAUGGCAAUAAAGUUGAAGGAAUCACAUUUCCCAGUGGUGCAAUGCAAAAUAAAUUAAUGCGCGAAGUUUAUGAUGAGGCGGGUGUCGAUCCAAUUGAUGUUGUUUAUGUUGAGGCACACGGUACAGGUACAAAAGUUGGCGAUCCACAAGAAGUAAAUUCAAUUGCCGACCUGUUUUGUAAAGACAGGAAAAAACCAUUACUCAUUGGAUCAAUAAAAUCAAAUAUGGGACACUCGGAACCGGCGAGUGGAUUAUGUUCAAUUGCAAAAAUACUAAUAGCAAUGGAGGCUGGCGUUAUACCGGGAAAUUUACAUUUUAAAACACCAAAUAAAGAUAUUCCAGCAUUGUCCGAUGGACGUUUACAGGUCGUUGAUCGAUCUUUACCUUGGAAUGGUGGCCUUGUGGCUAUUAAUUCAUUUGGUUUUGGCGGUGCAAAUGCUCAUGUUGUUUUACGAAGUAAUCCAAAACCAAAAAUUGCUCCUGUUUUAGAUGUGAAUUUACCGAAAAUUGUUCCCAUCUCGGGAAGAACUGAGGAUGCUGUCAAUGUAUUUUUAGAUAAAAUCAAAGAACACGAGAAAGACGAUGAAUUCACAUCAUUGGUACAAGAUUUACAUUCGAGUAAUAUUCAAGGACAUGGUUAUCGUGGUUUUCAAAUACUUGGCGAUGUUAAUGCAAGGGAAAUUGAACAAGUUAGCUCAGAGAAAAGGCCAAUUUGGUAUAUUUUCUCAGGAAUGGGAUCACAAUGGUCGGGAAUGGGUAGAGCGCUAUUUUGUAUUGAUACAUUCCAAUCGGCAAUUCGACGAUGUGCAGAAGCAUUAAAAUCCGAGGGUAUUGAUUUGAUAAAUCUUAUUUUAAAUGGAACUGACGAAACAUUUCAAAAUGUUGUCAAUAGUUUUGUAUCGAUUGCGGCAAUUCAAGUUGGUUUAGUUGAUGUUUUGAAUUUAAUUGGCAUUCAUCCUGAUGGUAUUGUUGGUCAUUCAAUUGGUGAACUUGGCUGUGGUUAUGCUGAUGGAACAAUGACACCGGAACAAACUGUACUUGCUGCAUAUUGGAGAGGUAAAACAAUUUUAGAUGGUAAUUUACCACCAGGUGCAAUGGCUGCCGUUGGUCUCAGUUGGGAAGAGACGCAAAAAAGAUGCCCACCGGAAAUUGCAUUAGCAUGUCACAAUGCCGCAGAUUCUGUAUCAAUAUCAGGUCCACCUGAAUCAGUGGCUAAUUUUGUUAAACAAUUGAAAAGUGAUGAUAUUUUUGCACGACAAGUACUCAGUUCGGGUUGUGCUUUUCAUAGUAAAUAUAUUGCAUCAGUUGGACCAAGAUUACGAACGAUGCUUGAGAAAAUAAUUCCCAAUCCAAAGCAAAGAAGUUCAAAAUGGAUUUCGAGUUCUAUUCCUGAAACAGCGUGGAAUACAUCAUUGGCACAACUUAGUUCGCCGGCUUAUUAUGUCAAUAAUCUUCUUUCACCGGUUUUGUUCCAUGAAGCACUUGCUCAUGUGCCGGAAAAUGCAAUUGUCAUUGAAGUUGCACCACAUUGUUUAUUGCAGGCAAUUCUUCGUCGUUCAUUACCAACAGUGACAAAUAUCAGUCUACAUAAACGUGAUCACAGUGAUAAUCUCGCAUUUUUAUUGACAAAUAUUGGUAAGCUCUAUAAUGCUGGUGCACAACCAAUUCUCUCAAAACUCUAUCCACCUGUAACAUAUCCCGUUGGACGUGGUACGCCAAUGAUUAAUUCAAUGAUUCAAUGGGAUCAUUCUGUACAAUGGAGUGUUGCUGAUUUUUCUGGUAAAUCCGGUCAUUCUGGACAGAGUGUCGUUGAAUUUGAUUUAUCUAAAGAAAGUGAUUCAUUUAUUUCCGGUCAUUGUAUAGAUGGAAGAAUUCUUUUCCCAGCCACUGGUUAUUUGACAAUUGUUUGGAAGACAUUUGCAAAAUUACGCGGUUCUUCAUUUGAAAAAACACCAGUUAUUUUUGAGGAUGUACAAUUUUUACGUGCAACAAUUAUGCCAAAGGAAGGUUCAGUGAAAUUUGUCAUCAAUAUUUUUGAAGGUACAGGAGGUUUUGAAAUAUCAGAAAGUGGUUCAACAACAGUGACUGGUAAAAUUCGUAUUUCGGAUGAUAUUGACAAGGAACAACUUAAUUUAGAAAUUCCAGAAAUUACAACAAAUGAAAUUGAUUUACUUGAAUUAAAAACAAAUGAUGUUUAUAAAGAUCUUCGACUUCGUGGUUAUGAUUACAGUGGUAUUUUCCAAGGUAUCAAAUCAUCUGAUAAUCGUGCAAUUGCCGGUAAUCUCGCUUGGAAUAAUGAUUGGAUUUCCUAUAUGGAUACAAUGCUUCAAUUUGCCAUAUUGAGUAAAAAUACAAGGGAUCUAUUUUUACCAACACGUUUACAAUAUGCGGCAAUUAAUCCCGAACGACAUAUGCAAAUUGUUGAGAAAUUACAGGAGAAUGAAAAUAUUCCAGUUUAUAAUUAUGACAAUGUGGGUAUUGUUAAAUCAGGUGGUGUUGAAUUACGUGGAAUGAAAUCGUCAAUAGCACCAAGAAGACAACAAACACAAGCUGAUCCAAAACUUGAGAAAUAUUCAUUUAUUCCAUAUUUGAAUACACAAGCACUUGUUGAAGAUCCAGAAAAAUCGAAAUUACACGCACUCACAUCACUUCUUCAGGUGGUGAGGGAAAAUAUUGGUGGAAUUAAAAUAAAAGCUGUUGAAAUAACCGCUGAACGUAAUCCUGAAGCACUAUUAACACCGCUUGCACUUGAUAUUUUACUCAGUGAACCAAUGCUUGCUGUUGAUUUAAAAUUGGCGACAACAUUACCCGAUAAUUAUAUUUCAAUUAUGGAACAAUGUAAUAUUAAGAGUACAAUUGUUGAUGUUUAUAAUUCAUCAGUUGGACAGGAUUUACAUCUUAUUAUCACAACUGACACAAUGAAUAGUCAAAUGGCAGGAGUUGUGAAAAAUUUGGAAGCAUCAUUAAAACCAGGUGGUUAUAUUUUAUCUGAGGAAGCAACAGAAAUUGACGAGAGUAUUUUAAAGGGAUCUAGUCUUAUUUUAAUUGGUAAGCAAGUUGUUCCUGGAAAGAAUUAUAUUCUUUUAAAGAAAAAAGAGGAGGAUUUGGAAUUGCCAUUGAUUAUUAAAGUGACAGAGAAGAAUUUCAAUUGGGUGAAUGAUUUGAAAUUGGCGGUUAAAAAAGCUGAAAGUGAAGGGCAAAAAGUAUUGAUAGUGAGUCAAGGUGAAGAAGUAUUAGGACUUGUGGGAUUAAUGACUUGUGUAAGACAAGAAGCUGGUGGAAUGAAUGUUCGUUAUUUCUUUAUUCAAGAUAUGAAUGCAUUGGCAUUUUCACUUGAUGAUGCAUUUUAUCGGAAACAAUUUGAUAAACAACUUAUGGCUAAUGUAUUGAAAGGAGGACAAUGGGGAUCGUAUCGUCAUUUGCGAUUGGAUAAACAAAGUGAUAUUCCAUCACUUCAUGUUGAGCAUGCUUAUAUUAAUGCUCUAGUGAGAGGUGAUUUGAGUAGUUUAAGAUGGAUUGAGGGUCCACUUUGUUAUUAUGAGCCGGAGAAAUUUGUUGGACAAGAAUUUUGUGAUGUCUACUAUGCUCCGCUUAAUUUCCGUGAUAUUAUGUUGGCAACUGGAAAAUUGCCACCAGAUGCAUUGCCUGGUGAUUUGGCGAGUCAGGAUUGUAUACUUGGUUUAGAAUUUGCUGGUAGAGAUUCAUCGGGACGUCGUGUAAUGGGAAUGGUUGCGGCACGUGGAUUGGCAACAACUUUAUUGGCUGAUCCUGGAUUUAUGUGGGAGGUGCCUGAUAAAUGGACAUUGGAGGAAGCAGCGACAAUUCCCGUUGUUUAUGCAACAAGUUAUUAUGCAUUGGUGGUGAGAGGAAGAUUAAGAGCUGGUGAAUCUGUAUUGAUUCAUGCUGGUAGCGGUGGUGUUGGUCAAGCGAGUAUUGCAAUUGCACUUCACGCUGGUUGUAAAGUAUUUACAACUGUGAGUUCAAAAGAAAAACGUGAAUUCUUGAAGAAAACAUUCCCACAAUUGACUGAUAAAAAUAUUGGUAAUUCUCGUGAUACGAGUUUUGAACAACUUGUACUCACUGAAACUUGUGGUAGAGGAGUUGAUAUUGUAUUGAAUUCAUUAUCGGAGGAGAAAUUACAAGCCAGUGUUAGAUGUUUGGCGAAAGAUGGACGAUUUUUGGAAAUUGGUAAAUUUGAUCUUUCGAAUAAUACAGCGUUGGGAAUGUCAUUCUUUUUGAAAAAUACAACAUUCCAUGGAAUUUUAUUGGACGCACUUUUUGAUACAAAUGGACCUGAGAAGAAAGAAGUUGUACGACUUGUCUAUGAGGGAAUUAAAAAUGGAGCAGUACGUCCUUUACCAGCUACAGUAUUCACUGAACAACAAAUAGAACAAGGUUUUCGAUUUAUGGCCGCUGGAAAGCAUAUUGGUAAAGUUUUGCUGAAAAUUCGUGAUGAGGAAUCUCAAAAAGUGACACGACCAGCUAUGAAGACUGUUGCUGCAAUUCCAAGAACAUAUAUGAAUCCUGAUAAAUCAUACGUUUUGGUUGGUGGUCUCGGUGGUUUUGGAUUGGAACUCGCUAAUUGGAUGAUAACAAGAGGAGCAAAGAAUAUUGUUCUUACAUCACGAUCUGGAAUAAGAACUGGUUAUCAAGCGCUUUGUAUUCGUAGAUGGCGAGAAAUGGGAAUUACAAUUAAAAUUUCAACAGUUGAUGUUACAACGGAAAUUGGAGCUGAUACACUUCUCAAGGAGGCAAAUAAACUUGCGCCAGUUGGAGGAAUAUUUAAUCUUGCCGCUGUACUUCGCGAUGCUUUAAUGGAGAAUCUUGAGGAGGAUCAUUUUAAGGUUGUCGCACUGCCAAAAGUGACUGGUACCAAGAAUUUGGAUGCGUCUUCAAAGAAAUAUUGUCCAGAAUUAGAUUUCUUUGUUUGUUUCUCGUCGGUGUCUUGUGGUAGAGGUAAUGUGGGACAAACGAAUUAUGGUCUCGCUAAUUCAGCCAUGGAAAGAAUUAUGGAACAGAGACAAGCUGUUGGUUUACCGGGUCUUGCCAUUCAAUGGGGAGCUAUUGGUGAUGUUGGACUCAUUUUAGAAACAAUGGGCAAUAAUGAAACUGAAGUUGGCGGAACUCUACCACAACGAAUGUCAAGCUGUUUAAUGACAAUGGAUUCAUUCCUUCAACAACCACAUCCCGUUCUAGCGUCAAUGGUCCUUGCCGAGAAACAAAAAGCUGGCGAUUCAUCGAAUCAAUUGAAUCUUCUCGAUGCAGUGGCUAAUAUAUUGGGUAUUAAAGAUGUAAAGACUGUCAAUAUGAAUAAUAGUCUCGCUGAUCUUGGAAUGGAUUCAUUAAUGGGAACGGAGAUUAAACAAACUCUGGAGAGAAACUAUGAUUUGGUUCUGUCCGCUCAAGAAAUUCGUGCACUAACUUUUGGCAAGUUAUUUGAAUUAUCUUCUGGAACAGCAGAAGCUAACGAAAUAGCUUCUCAAAGUACUGCUAAUUCUUCAUUGACCGAAACCGAUCCAGAUGAGUUCCUCUUCCAGUGUUCGGGUUCGGAAAUUGUACCGCCAAAAUCUCUUAUUCAACUUGAAUCGACUUCAGAAAAAGGUGAACCAAUAUUUGUUAUUCACGCUAUUGAAGGUGUUGUAUCAUCAUUGAAGAGUUUGGCUAGUGAACUUAAUCGACCAGUUUGGGGACUACAAUGUACCAAAGAUGCACCACUCGAUUCAAUAACCGAUUUGGCGACAUAUUAUAUUCAGGAAAUGAAGACAGUUAAAAAACUGGGUCCAUACAGUAUAAUAGGAUAUUCUUUUGGUGCUUGCGUUGCAUUUGAAAUGGCUUUACAAUUGGAAAAAGCAGGUGAAUCAGUUGAAUUGACACUUCUCGAUGGAUCACCUGAUUUUAUUAAAUUGCACAGUCAAACAAUUGGAAAACAAACGAAUCAAGUUAGUAAAGACCUCGCCUCAAAUGAUGGCUUUCAAAAAGCAAUUGCUUUCUUUUCAAGGCAACUUAAUUCCGACAUUAGUUUUAUAAAGGCAUAUGAAGUAUUAAGGGGAAGUAAAUCUGAGGAUGAAACUUUAAAUAAAAUGUUAGAGUUAAUAGGUAAUACGCCCUUCAAGUCAGAAGAUUUGAAAAUCGCUGGAAUUUUGUUCUAUAAGAAGCUGCGGGCAGCGAAUAUGUAUAAAUCAUCUAGUAAAUACAACGGACCUAUUACUCUGAUAAAGGCCAAAGACAACUUUGUUUCCUUAAAUAAUGACUACGGAUUAUCUGAGAUCUGCAGACAAACCGUGAGGAUUGAAGAGUUACCAGGAAACCAUAGGAGUAUCCUUUCAGGAGAGAGCGUAAAAAAGAUGGCAACACUUGUGAAAACAUAAAGACUACUUCUUCUAGGAUUCAAUAAUUAUCUUAGAAUAAGUAAUUACCAUAGUUGAUGGAAUGCGAAUUUUUUUAACGUUAAUACUCUCCUGAAACGCUUGAAAUUAUAAAUGAGUGUUUCUUUAUUAAUUUUUCUUAAUGUUAAAUUGACAAAUUUUUAAUAGUAACAUUCACGGAUAAAUUCAAGCGUGCCCGAAGCAUCUUUUGUACAAAAUCUCUUCCCAGGAAUCUAUUUAUCAUUCCAAUUCUGACUUUUUAUGAGGCUUUAUUAUAUAUUAUAUGAAUAGUUUUUUUUUUCUUCGUCGCAGUUUUUAUUCCCUCAUGUGAAGAAUGAAUGUCGCGGAAAGUAUGUCAUACUGUUAAGUAAUUCCAAAAAAUAAAAAAAACGCGCAAUUGUAAAACGAAUAUAGUGAAUGAAUCGAAGUGAAAAAAAGAAGAAAUAAUUAUUAUCGCUUCUAUAUGAUUUUUAAAUGGUUUUACCAGUGGACAGGUGUCCAUUUUCAAAUUAUAUGGAAACAAUUUCCCUAAAGACUUGUAAUGAGUCAUAAAUACAAAUUUUUAUUUUAAUCUAGCUCUAAAAAAAACAAAACUUGUGACGUUUUAAUAACACGUGUCGUGAUUUGCCACUUAUGUAAAUUAGCAAAAAAAAAAAAAAAAAAAAAAAAAACAGUAAGAA